Molecule: messenger RNA, 5153 nt
Organism: Gadus morhua (Atlantic cod)
Lineage: Eukaryota; Metazoa; Chordata; Actinopteri; Gadiformes; Gadidae
Gene: eps8a
Product: EGFR pathway substrate 8a, signaling adaptor
Exons: 24
Coding region: 258-2906 (882 amino acids)
Biological process (GO): positive regulation of ruffle assembly; regulation of Rho protein signal transduction; Rho protein signal transduction
Cellular component (GO): vesicle; plasma membrane; ruffle membrane
Molecular function (GO): actin binding
Source: RefSeq, a predicted model, not a curated record
CAGUAUUUGUGACACAAUUCUGAAGUCAAGUCCAAUUCGGCAACAAACGGAGCUCCCUGCUCCUGGUCUGAAUGUAUUUUAUAAACUAAUUGACGAAAAAAAGAAACCUCCCUAACGGAUGUGAGAAAGCGUCUGGUUUCCUGGCGACCGCAAACAAACCCGACCCCGAGGCUUCCACCAGGUUAGCCGGACAGGUGCCACGCUGAGCGGCUCCUCAUGAGGUCGACCGUCCAGGUGUGUCUUGUGUGAAGUCCAGGAUGAACGGCUACGACAACCCCCCCCUCGCCCCUGGCACCUUCGGCUCCUACCCCUCCCACCUCAACGGCCAUGGCUCCAAAUUCCCCGAGCCUCAGGAGAAUAAAGCCAAAGUCAAAUCCAGUGCCAAAAGUCUGUACGGUUUAAACCUCUCCGCGGACAACUGGGAGCACGGCCUCUUACGGAAAAUCUCCAAGCAAAGGAAGCACUACACCAAGACCAGCAUCAACAGCCUGACGGACACAUCCCAGUACCAUGUGGAGCACCUCACCACCUUCCUGCUGGACCGUAAGGACGGCAUGGUGACCGCGGAGGACGGCAUCCGCCGGCUGCGUCUGCUGGACGCCAAGGGCAAGGUGUGGACCCAGGACAUGCUGCUGCAGGUGGAGGAGAAGACGGUCAGCCUCAUCGACCAGGACACCCAGAAGGAGCUGGAGAACUUCCCCGUGGGGAGCAUCCAGUCGUGCCAGGCGCUGAUGAACGCCUGCUCCUACGACUCCAUCCUGGCGCUGGUCUGCAAGGAGGCGGGCCAGGCCAAGGCCGACCUCCACCUCUUCCAGUGCGACCACAUCAAGGCGAACCUGAUCCAGGCGGACAUAGAGAGUGCCAUGCUGGACGCCAAAGCGGGCAAAGUGAAGAAGAGGCCAGAGGCCUUGAAGAUGAUUCUGAAGAGUGACGGGCUGAUUCCGCCCCCUCCGGCUGCACCCGCCCCCGCCCCCCCCGACUCUGUCAAUCAAAUGGACGUGAAGAGCAGAGUGGCUGCCUGGUCGGCCUGGACCAAUGAGCAGCAAGAGAUGCUGACGGACGACCAGGUGAGGCGCUACUCUGGCGAGGACGACCUUCCCGUGGGGAUGACGGUGUUCCACGUGGACCGGGACGUGAAAAUCCUGAACCACAUCCUGGAUGACAUCGAGUACUUCGUCACCAAACUGCAGAAAGCCGCCGAGGCGUUUAACGAGCUCUCCAAGAGGAAGAAGAACAAGAAGGGCAAAAAGAAAAGUCCAGGAGAGGGCGUCCUCACUCUACGCUCACGGCCCCCGACCGAGGAGGAGUUCGUUGACUGUUUCCAGAAGUUCAAACACGCGUUCAAUCUGCUGGCAAAGUUGAGAGCCCACAUCCAGAACCCCAGCUCCGCGGAUCUGGUGCACUUCCUGUUCACGCCACUGAGGAUGGUGGUGCAGUCCUCGGGGGGCGAUCUGGCCCGCAGCGUGGUGGUUCCGCUCCACACCAGAGAGGCCAUCGACUUCCUCCACGCCAACGGCACCGUGGACGAGAGGCACCUGUGGGUGACGCUGGGCGACGGUUGGACCAAGUGCAGGUUGGAGUGGCCCAAGGAGCAGUACUUCCCCCCCUGCCCCCUGCGGUUCCGCGACGGCUGGGAGCCCCCCGCGCUGCCCCCCCCCACCCCGGGGCCCCUGAGGCACGAGCAUCAGGCCCCCGAGGGCCCGCUGGGCGACGCCCUGGGCCACGCCGAGGGCCACAGACACGAGGAGGGGGGCCUUCGCCACGCCCAGGAGUCGUCGAUGAUGCCAGGCGUCCCGUCGGGCGACAGGUACAGUCUGGCCAGCGCCUCGUGCGACCGUUCUCAGCCACUGGACCAGGACAUGGCCCUGGCCGCCUUCCAGCAGGCCGUCAGCCGUCACGUCGAUCGCAUCGGCCAGCCAAAAAUCUUUGCCAAAUCUAAAUAUGACUUUGUGGCAAGAAACAACACGGAGCUUUCUGUGCUGAAGGACGAGGUCGUGGAGGUUCUGGACGACAAGAAGCAGUGGUGGAAGGUACGCAACGGCUGUGGGGCCGCGGGCUACGUGCCAAACAACAUCCUUGAGACCACCAGGGCGGUGGACAUCAACGGCAGAGGAGAGCCCAUCUACAGCCACACUAUACAGCUUAUGAUGCCAAAGAAGGAGUUUGAGUUGUUUAAGCAAUUACUGGGCGAGCUGAACGAGAAGCAGACCACCAAGGGAGACCUCGGCCCGGCCAAACCGGGCGGGGCGAUGCCCAUGCCGCCGGCCCCCGCUCCCCCUCCCCCAGCAUCGGCCCCGGCCCCCUACCGGCUGCCCACGCCCCCCCUGCCCCCGCCGACUGAGCCCCCCAGGCCGGAGACUUCCGCCUCGACCACCGCCACCAACGGCGGCGGCGGCGGCGUGCGUGAGGUGGGCCAGCAGGACAGCGACACCGGGAGCGUCGCCAUGAGGGAACGCCAGCGCCACCCGCCGGCCAGCCGCAGGAAAUCCAACAUGGAGGAGGUGCAGGACGAGCUGAUGCACCGGCUGACGCUCGGCCGCAGCACCCAGAAGAAGUUCCCGCCGCCGGCCCGCGGCGCCACCGGGAACGCCGUCAACAUCACGUACGACUCGGCGCCCGACGAGGUCCGGGCCUGGCUGGAGCUCAAGGGGUUCAGCACCGUGACCAUCAACAGCCUGGGCGUGCUGACCGGGGCGCAGCUCUUCUCCCUGAACAAGGAGGAGCUGAAGACGGUGUGUCCGGACGACGGGGGCCGCGUCUUCAGCCAGGUGACGGUGCAGAAGGCCGCCCUCGAGAGGAGCUCAGGCUCUGAGCUUCAGGAGAUCAUGAGGAGGAGGCAGGAGAAGCUGGCGGCCAACACCAGUGACUCGGGGGUGGAGUCAUUUGACGAGGGCACCGCCCACUGAGAGCCCACCUGGGGGGGGGGGGGGGGGGGGGGGGGGGGUCGUCACCAUGACGACAGAGAAUAUUUAUUUAAAAAAAAUAAACGGCUAAUCCUCCUGAAACAGAACGGACGUGCGGGAAGGGUGGGGCGGGGUUAGCGGGAGAAAGCGAUCGCCAUGCCAACCGUCCGCUCACCGUCUUGUCGUUCCCAGGCCGCCGCCGACCGCGAGGAGUUUGUGGCGAUAAUUCGUCGCCGGCACGAACUUCUGGGCUCUCCGCCAUGAGGCCGAACCCGUCGCCCAACGGCCGACGUUUCCGAACUCUGAAUACGAACUGCGUCCCUCGUGGACAGCGAGCACACACACACACACACACACACACACACACACACACACACACACACACACACACACACACACACACACACACACACACACACACACACACACACACACACACACACACACACACACACACACACACACACACACACACACACACAGCAGGAGGGAGGGAGGGUUCGGAAGCGCCUGAACGUGGCGUAAGGAAACCUUUGGAGUCGGACGGUACUUUGGGUUCCUCUGAGGUUCUCUCUCGUUAUCGAAGGGGUUCCGGAACAACGUUUGUGUUCUGCAGAGACUGCAACGAGGCCAUGGGACAAAAGUAGUCUGUUGAACUCUAGUUAAACCCUCCUCAGUGUUGUCAUCAAACCCAGGGGGCGGCGCCUAACACAGGUUUUGCAAUUCAUGUUUCGGAUUGGCUCACAGUGCUGUCAGGUGAUGAUAUUUGCUGAGUGACAGUUUCACCUGAUGGCGAUUCCUCUGUUUAGUUCCACAGUUUAUAUAUAUAUAUAUAUAUAUAUAUAUAUAUAUAAAAACAAUUGUAAGAAUGAAAAAGUAGACACUGAUGGUUGAUUGGUAAAUAUAUUUGUAUAUAUUUUCAUAUUUGAUAAUUUAUAUAAUUCUUCCAUAAUUUAUGUCGAUAAGAAUAAGUGAAUCUAAAUAAAAGUGAUGCAAAUGCUAAGUAGUUAGUUAUGAUUAUAACUUUCCAUGAAUGUAGUAACAAUAAGUAUCGUUUAGAUUAUUUGUCUUAACUCAAUAUUGACUAUUAAAAAGGUGUCAGUUUGGAAUGUAAUGGAUGGUCUCAUACAACACAAGGUUGAACUGAUUAGAUUGCCAUGUAUGUACUUCUGAGCUGUAUCUAAAAAAAUGAUCUGUAUGUAUUAUAUAUGCUGCUGCAUUUAGGGAAGAUGCUUUUAGCGUAAACUCGAUUCCAAGCCUUCUGUUCAAGCACACAAAUAUACACACAGACACACUCACAGGGCUUACGUUUUCUUAUUUUUAUCUUCCCACGGAUGUUUUGCUAAAAUCAGCAGUUUGCAGCAAACUGCACAUUGUUCAUUUUACAUUCAUUUAACAGCGAAAGUAUCCAAGUAACAUGGGACUAUCGCGAAUAUCAGGUACAUUCUCGGCAUCAAAACAAAUGCGCUGACCCAACACGAUGUGUAGGGGAUUACACACAGUGGAGAUUGUGUUCGACUUUCUACACUUUCUUUUUUUAUUUCAAAAUGUCAUUGUCCCACAGCUGUUAUCGCAUCUCGUUGCGACUGUAGUCCUUGUGACUGUACACGUUUCACGGGUUGUUUCGUUCCAAACGUACACGGAAUACAGCAACGUAAAACCCUGAUUGUCUUUGUACAUUCACAGCUUUUUUUUUACACGAGCAAAGACUGCCCAGCCGAGAGAAAGGAUGUCGCUAUUCCACUUUAAACACUUGCAUGAAAGGACCUAGUGUGGAAAGUGGAGGCUUAAACAAAGAGACUGACCAACAAAUGUAAUUUGAAAUGCUGAAUGUUGCCCACUCGCUUGUAGGCUCUCUUACAGCCGUUCUGUCCUGGUCAAGUCAGAAGUGUUAAGGGAUCGUCUUACUCCCAUCGUCUGUAGUAAGACGAUGGGAGGAUGAAUUAGUAGAAAGUCUACACUCCCAUGACGGACUGUUGUAUGAAGCUCAUGAAUAGUGGUCUCCCGAAUGUAUGGCCAAUCGCUAUAGCUGCUAUAAAGGUGUAACGUUUUGUAGGAGUUACUUUAUAGAUCAUUGUCCUUUGAUACUCAAAUGGUAUCUUCUCGGUGUCAAUCAAAGAAAUUAUUUAUUGAAAUGAAUAAAUAAGGUAGUGCACUGUAAAAUCGCAAUUGUAUGUGUAUAGUUUUCAUGGUGCCUUUUUUCAUAAAAAUCUGCAAUUUCUGCAAUAAAUGCAACAGAAAAAACCUGGA